This is a messenger RNA of Toxotes jaculatrix (banded archerfish), 7960 nucleotides long. RefSeq names its product membrane-associated phosphatidylinositol transfer protein 2. The transcript is spliced from 26 exons. The record is from RefSeq and is a predicted model, not a curated record. Gene Ontology annotation, molecular function: phosphatidylinositol binding; phosphatidylcholine intramembrane carrier activity; metal ion binding. NCBI's taxonomy places the organism in Eukaryota, Metazoa, Chordata, Actinopteri, Toxotidae. Gene Ontology annotation, biological process: phospholipid transport. The coding region runs from base 837 to 5192 and encodes 1451 amino acids. Gene Ontology annotation, cellular component: cytoplasm.
UGCAGCGCUUCAGACUUGAGGAGUGACAACUUACGAUGGCGAGCGCUCUUCAUCUAUUCACCCCCUCGCUCUUCCCGGUUCUCUGGACGGACGCCACAGCUGCUGUGCUGAGCUGAGCUCACCGCCGGUUCAUUUCCCCCACCACAGGACGAGCCCAGCCGCCAACUCCUGCGAGGGCAGCUUGGAUAUUCAAGGACAUUUUAACGUUACCAUAGCUACUUUGGCCUUUUCUGUCGAUUGAGGAAAUCCAGCGCGCGAUUCUCCGGCGCUAUGAUGUGGCCAGAUUUUGUAAACACGGUCAGAAACGGCGGCUGAUAUCAAGCAAAAAAACAAAACUCCUGGGCUGAUGAUGAUGUUUCUCUACGUGUUAUCUUUACAUGUCGUACCCCCAGCCCUUCCUCUGCCGAAGGGCCAAACAAACGGCGAGGUAAAGGAAAUCAGUGGCUGACUUUCGAUGCGCUCAUCUCAAUUAUGGCAUCGUUUCCAGAGCUCGUCAAGUCGGCGGCUGCUUCGUGCUGAAGGGGAAAAAACAACAAACAAAAAACAAAACAAAACGUGUUGCUGGUGAAAGUAGUGACCCCGAAGCUCAGAGAAAGGCCGAUGAACUUUGAUUUGCUGAGUGCUGGAGUGUGGUGAAGCCAGGGGUGCAUCGCUGGAGUGCAUCAGGUCCAGGAGCCAUCAAUGUGGGCUUCAGCUGGUGAUUUGACGAGUCACAUAUAGGAGCCCCCGGAGUCUCUCCUGUCCCCUCUCCCCCUCCCUUCCCUCUGUCCCUCCCUCCCCCCUUCCCUUGUCAGUCUUCUCCCUGAUUCCCCUUUCUCCCUAUUCCAAGAUUCACCAUGCUUAUCAAGGAGUACCGCAUCCCCAUGCCCAUGAGUGUGGAGGAGUAUCGCAUCGCCCAGCUCUAUAUGAUCCAGAAAAAGAGCAGAGAAGAGAGCUGUGGUGAAGGCAGUGGGGUGGAAAUCCUAGAGAAUAAACCCUACACAGAUGGACCAGGUGGGACAGGCCAGUACACCCACAAGGUCUACCACAUUGGCAUGCACAUUCCUAGCUGGUUCCGCUCCAUCUUGCCCAAAGCAGCACUGAGGGUUGAAGAGGAGUCCUGGAACGCCUACCCUUACACCCGCACCAGAUACACCUGUCCCUUUGUUGAGAAAUUCUCCAUCGACAUUGAAACCUACUACAAACCCGACACAGGCAACCAAGCUGACGUCUUCAACAUGUCUGCAGCAGAGAAAAGGCAGAGGACUAUCGACCCAAUCGACAUAGUGACAGAUCCCAUUCCCCCUCAUGAGUACAAGGCAGAGGAGGACCCACGGCUCUACAAGUCUAUGAAGACUCAGAGGGGUCCUCUGCGAGAUGACUGGAUAGAAGAGUACAACAACAACCCAGGGAAGACCCCCAUCAUGUGUGCCUACAAAUUGUGCAAGGUGGAGUUCCGCUACUGGGGCAUGCAGUCAAAGAUCGAACGCUUCAUUCACGAUGUUGGACUGAGAAAGGUGAUGGUGCGUGCCCACCGGCAGGCCUGGUGCUGGCAGGAUGAGUGGUACGGGCUGACCAUGGAGGACAUCAGGCAGCUGGAGCUGGAAACCCAGCUGGCCCUGGCCAGGAAGAUGGCCCAGUUCAGCCAGGCAGAGGAGGCCACCGAGGCCAAUGGAGGUGCUCCGUCUCCAGACAAAGACCAAGAAGUUAAAGAGGCGAUCAGCUCCAUUGAAGCUGAGGAGGUGGUUGUCAGCUCAGGAGGAGGAGAGACUCUCCAGCCACGAGGUGUACUCACCAAGCAGUGGUCCACCUCAUCCCGAUCAUCCCGCUCAUCCAAGAGAGGAGUGAGCCCGUCACGUCACAGCAUCUCAGAGUGGAGAAUGCAGAGCAUAGCGCGAGACUCGGACGACAGCUCCGACGACGAGUUCUUCGACGCUCAUGAGGAUCUCUCAGACGGCGAGGAGGUCUUCCCAAAGGAAAUCGCCAAGUGGAACUCCAAUGACCUCAUGGACAAGAUUGAAGCCGCAGACACAGAGGAAACUCCUGGUGAACUGUUCAAGGAAAUGACCGUGGACUAUGAAAGAGCAACCAGUGAGGAAAGAUUAGAUGAGGAGAGCUCGUCCCAGCAGUGCCUGCAGCCUUCCAAGAUCCAUGUGCUGAUCUUGGUCCUGCACGGAGGGAACAUCCUGGACACAGGCGGAGGGGACCAGAACAGCAAGCAGGCAGACGUCAACACGAUUAGUACAGCUUUUGACACAGUCAUGCGUGUUCACUACCCUGCUGCGCUGGGACGCAUCGCCAUCCGCUUGGUACCCUGCCCUGCCAUCUGUGCCGAGGCCUUCUCCCUAGUGUCCAACCUGAGCCCUUACAGCUAUGACGAGGGUUGCCUGUCCAGCAGCCAGGACCACAUCCCGCUGGCAGCUCUGCCACUCCUGGCUACCUCUGCUCCACAGUACCAGGAGGCUGUGGCCACUGUCAUCGUCAGAGCCAACCAGGUGUACUCUGAAUUUAUAAAGUCUCUGGAUGGGUCUGCCUUCUCCGGCCAGGUUUGCCUCAUUGGGGACUGUGUGGGAGGAAUCUUGGGAUUUGAUGCCCUGUGCAGCAGCAAUCAAACAGUAAAUGAAAGUCAGAACAGCAGUCGCAGGGGCAGCGUCAUCAGUGUACAGGAUCAGGACCUCCUCUCUCCUGGCAUCAUUGUCAACAGCGGGCACGGGUCAUCCUCUCCUACCCUGGAGGGCAGCCGCCACCUCAGCCGCAGUAACAUCGACAUUCCUCGUGCCAGUGUGGGUGACGACACUAAGAGACAACUGCCACGCAAGAGAAGUGACUCCUCCACCUACGAACUGGACACAAUAAAACAGCACCAAGCCUUCCUUUCCAGCUUACACUCGAGUGUCUUGCGGAACGAUGCUGCUUCACGCAGGUCGAGCAGCAGCACUAUGCUGGACGGAGGCUCCCUGGGGAAGUUUGACUUUGAGGUGUCUGACUUUUUCCUCUUUGGCUCUCCGCUGGGCUUGGUACUCGCCCUGAGAAAGACUGUCAUUCCUAUGCUAGAUGUGGCCCAGCUGCGGCCUGCCUGUCAGCAGGUCUAUAACUUGUUCCACCCAGCCGAUCCCUCAGCCUCCCGCCUGGAGCCUCUUCUGGAGAGGAAAUUUCACCUCCUGCCUCCUUUCAACGUGCCCCGUUACCAACGUUUUCCCCUGGGAGAUGGCAACUCUGCCCUACUGGUGGAGACAGUCCAGAGCAACGCUCAGCUGCUACUUGACAGCGGGCCUCCCCUGUCCCUUCGCUGUCAGGAGACCAUCAGUGAGACCUGCAUCCCUGUGCCUGUGCUAAACUGGCAGGAGGGCUCCCUCAAAGCCACACCCGCCACUAUGGAGUCGGAUGUUGUUCAGUCUCAUGGUGGUGUCUUCAUGGACAGUUCGUACCCCUCAUCCCCCGUAAUGGGCCCCCUCUCCCGGGGCCAGCGGAGGGCCAGUGAGGUCAGCAUUGCCAGCCAGGUCUCAGGAAUGGCAGACAGUUACACUGCCACCAACAUAGCCAACACCAAAUCAUGCCAAAUUAACCAAUCCAAAAAGUUCAGCCUUUUGUCCCAACUGGCCCUAUCAUCACAAAAUAGAUUCUUCCUGAAAAGUCCUCCUAAGUCCCGUAAGAAAGCAGCGCCUGGCCAGGCUGCAGGAUCUCCUGAUGCAGAUCUAGGGGCAGAGCUGGACGGUGAGGCAGACACUAGCGAAGGUCUAAGUCCCACUGGCCAGUACGAGAACUGCCUGUCAGCGGGGCUGGACUGUGCUAUAUCUGAUCUGGUCUCGCUGGACUCCCAGGCUGAAGUGGAGCAAGUUGCAGCACGCUGGUGGGGCACAAAGCGGCUGGACUUUGCCCUGUACUGCCCCGAUGCUCUGACAGCUUUCCCCACAGUGGCUUUACCACACCUCUUUCACGCAUCAUACUGGGAGUCUACGGAUGUUGUGUCUUUUCUAUUGAGACAGGUUAUGAGGCAUGAAAACUCCAGCAUCCUGGAGCUUGAUGGGAAAGAAGUGUCUGAAUUCACCCCCUCCAAACCUCGAGAGAAGUGGCUCCGCAAGAGGACUCACGUAAAAAUCAGGAAUGUGACUGCCAACCACCGGGUGAAUGAUGCCGUGUUUACCGAGGACAGCCAGCAGGUCGUGACAGGUCGCUUCAUGUACGGCCCCCUGGACAUGGUCACUUUGGCCGGGGAGAAGGUUGACCUCCAUAUCAUGACCCAGCCUCCAUCAGGAGAGUGGGUCUACUUCAACACAGAGGUAACCAACAGUAGCGGCCGUGUGUCCUUUAUCAUCCCAGAAGACAAGCGUCUGGGCAUCGGGGUCUACCCAGUUAAAAUGGUUGUCAGAGGUGACCACACAUUUGCAGACAGCUACCUGACAGUUAUUCCACGUGGCACAGAGUUUGUGGUAUUCAGUAUUGACGGGUCUUUUGCUGCCAGUGUGUCAAUCAUGGGCAGUGACCCCAAAGUGCGGGCAGGAGCUGUGGACGUUGUCAGGCACUGGCAGGAUUUAGGCUAUUUGAUCAUCUAUGUGACGGGACGUCCAGACAUGCAGAAGCAGCGGGUGGUGGCUUGGUUGUCUCAGCACAACUUCCCUCAUGGCAUUGUGUCUUUCUGUGACGGCCUGGUCCACGACCCGCUCAGACACAAGGCCAACUUCCUCAAGUCCUUAACAGAGGCUCACAUGAAGAUUUUCGCUGGCUACGGCUCAACCAAAGACAUUUCAGUCUACACGUCCAUUGGCCUCCCUCCUUCCCAAAUAUACAUUGUUGGCAGACCCUCCAAAAAGAUGCAGCACCAGUGCCAGUUCAUCACAGAGGGAUAUGCAGCUCAUUUGUCCCAGCUGGAGUACAAUCACCGUUCUCGGCCAGCCAAGUCCAGCAGCGCACGCAUGGUGCUACGCAAAGGCAGCUUCGGCCUGGGCGCAAACAGCGACUUCCUGAGGAAGAGGAACCACCUGCUGCGCACCAUCUCCUCCCAGCCAGCCCCCAGCUCCCCAACAGGCAGCAUCCACAACAGACCAGAGCGCACACAGAGCCAGUCAGACAGCGAGCGGCUGGAGCGGGAGCGGCUGGAGCGCCAUCACAGCCACACCCAGGGAGCAACCCAGCGCAGCAUGAGCAUCACAGCGAGCUGCUGGGGCCGCAGCAGCAGCACCAAGCUGGAACCAGGAGUUUUCAGCCCAAAAUGAGAUUAGAGAGACAAUGUGAGAGUACCUUCGACGGAGUGACUUACAGAUACAGUGCUGAGAAAGAGACACGUGACAUUAAGUUAAGUGGAAAGAGUGAAACACAGUUGGCUUGCACCAGAUGGGUAAUUAUCACAAGGAAAAUCACAGGUGCUACAAACCACUGUUUAUAAAACUAACGCCAGUCACACUUAUGGACAGAAGCUAUGGAUAUGUUUAUUACAAAACACACACACACACACACAACUCAACAGGCAUUUCAAGAAGCAUCUUUCUGAAGCAGGAACAUGCACACAAACAGACAUAGCUAAUAUUGUAGAAAUCCAGACUGUUUCUACUCUUUAGUAAAUAUUUAUCAGUCUUGAAUACAUGGUCAGUUUUUCCUCCUCCUACAGGCUUCUGAGUUGGAGAUGGUUACACAUAAAAGCACCCCCAUGCUGUAACACUGCAGCAGACAACACAAAGUGGUUACAGACGGCUUGUAUCAGGUCUGAUACUGCACUGCAGCUGACUACUGGGGCCACUGCAAGCACAACAGUUACUAUAGAGAUAAACUCUGUGAAUAUGUCCUUUUUGUGUGAUAAUCAGAUAUGUUGUAGUCUGAGAGGAGAGCUGAGAAUCAGGUCAAACUGGACUGAAUGCGUUGCAUUUUCUGGGUGUUACCACACCAACAGCCAUUUAGCCCAAAUUAAUCUUUGCUGGAAUCUUUUUUUUUUUUUUUUUAAGAAAAUCAUUGUCAUUCAUCAACAAUACAGAGUGGUGUUUUAGUGAGUUGUAAGCCAACUAGAAAUGAUUUGAUCGAGAGCAGUGACUUCUUGCAUAUGCUUCAAAUGUUUACAAUCAGCACUGACUAAACAAUGUUUCACCAAACCAUACAGUCCAGUUUUGCUUAUUUUCUAGUCGUCCCUCAGACCAAAGAAGCGUCCAAAUAUCACAUCAAGCAAAGUUCGAAAUUUCCCUUUAACUGUGGUUGCAGCUGAAACUGUUCCUGGGUUUUUAUAGCAUCUCACCACAUCAUGCCAUACUGCGCUGCUGUACCUUCCUAAAUACGUAAUGUAUGACUCAGCUAUAGGGAAAACUCCUACUACUGUACGGUUUAAUGUGCCAAAGCAAACAGUAUAGAGUGAUAUGCUGUACAUGAACAGAGAGGAAAUGAUUUUGGUCUCCUGUGUAAAAAUGGAAUAGAUUGUGUAAGUAUAUAGUUGAAUGCCUUAACAAGGCUUGUACAUAAUUGUUAUAUUACACUUCAGAUCUGGUAUCUGGUCCACUGAAGACCAGUUUCAAGUGUCUUCUUUCCUCUGGGGGUAAACACCACCUCAUUCAGGAUACAAUUUAUUGAUUGAUGAUGAUGAUGAUAAUUAUUGUUAUUUAAGAUUAUAGAUAUUUUAAAAUGUAUUGAUUUUGUGAACAAAAUGUGUUUUAAGAUUACUUUAGCUAUGUUGUGUUUUUUUUUUUUUUUUUUCAAAUUUCAAAUUUCAGUUGCAGCAGCCAAAACUCAAAGAGGUCUUUGCCUGGCACAGUAUUGUAUUUUUAUUAUUUUAUCUUGCAGAUCACAAGAAUUGUAUCAACAGAACUGCUAUCUUGUGUCAUAUAUUGUAUGUUUGUUAUUAUCUAUUUUGGAAAUUUGGGAUAUGGCUUCUCUCUGGUUAUCCCUAAGCUGUAAAUGAGGCGUUGAAUGUGCUCAUAGAUAAUCCUCCUUAGGUUAUGGUCUCUUUCUCUGUUCUGCUGCGUCGUUAGAGGAAGAAAAAUCUGCAAAUUGUAAAUUCUGUACAAUAUGCUGUCAGAAGUAGGAACACAGAGCUAAGACUUUCUUUAUGCUGUUCGCCAUUUAUUUCUGAUUUAUUCACUGAGACGAUGUUUAUCUGUCCCUCUGAUCGGCGGGUACAGAGCUGACUGCAAUGGACCAAUAUGGGGCUCAGACGUGAGGGGAAACGUGCAAUAUUACUUAUAACCACCCCACAAGAUCAAACAGGCUGUGUUGAAGAAAUGUCACAGUGCACUGACAAUCAGUUGAACAGGCACAUACUCUACAGGCGUCGGAUCGCAGAGGGUAUCUCAACAUGUCUCCUGCACUACACAAACGCACAGGCACACAUGCGAGUCCAUUUUGCAAAGCAGAGAUUUCUCACAAAUAAGUGCCACCGACCUGAUACCGGCAUGGGUUAUUACAGCAGGUUUCCUCCUGUCAAUGCACACGCUUAGUAUUUGUUCUUGUCGUGAUGUUUCCAUUCUAGAUGAACCCACAUUAACAUUUAGUGUAAGACAGAUCCAAAAAUCCAACACUCAGUUGCCAGUUUAUUAGGUACACCCAUCCUAAAAAGGAUUACAGUCUAAUACAACAGCCCUGCAAUAAAACCUACCUUUUUAUGAAGGUCACGAUGUUCAGUAUUUGUUGGAACUUUUGUUGGAAGUGUUAAUUCAAGUGAAAGGUCAUUUUGGAGGCUGCAGUUCAUUGUGCUGUUGAAUUGCAUUGUGUUAUACUGAGAGGAGUUUCUAAUAUUUUGUCCACCACACAAUAUCAGUGUGGGUAGACUGAACAUUAGUGAGUGGACAUUCUAGUGCAAAGGUACCUCUAACCUCCCUAAUCCGGACUCUUUCUUCUGUCCAUGUUGUUCAUGCUGAACUUCUGUCCCUCUGCAUUUUGACUUUUUCAAGAUUCAGCUUGAAGCCAUACAGACGACUCCUAGGAAAGCUGCUAUUUGUACAUUUAUGGUAAUUAGAAAAAAAAAAAAGAAGAAGAGGCAAUGCUGGAAAACAUGCACUCGUGCAAA